Messenger RNA from Lagopus leucura (white-tailed ptarmigan), 1509 nucleotides. RefSeq names its product aromatase. The record is from RefSeq and is a predicted model, not a curated record. Gene Ontology annotation, molecular function: iron ion binding; heme binding; oxidoreductase activity, acting on paired donors, with incorporation or reduction of molecular oxygen. NCBI's taxonomy places the organism in Eukaryota, Metazoa, Chordata, Aves, Galliformes, Phasianidae. The transcript is spliced from 9 exons. Bases 1 to 1509 code for a protein of 502 amino acids.
AUGAUACCAGAAACUUUGAAUCCACUGAACUACUUCACCAGCCUGGUACCAGACUUGAUGCCAGUUGCCACAGUGCCUAUCAUCAUUGUCAUCUGCCUUCUGUUUCUAAUAUGGAACCACGAAGAAACAUCAUCAAUACCAGGGCCAGGAUACUGCAUGGGAAUUGGGCCCCUCAUUUCACAUGGGAGAUUUCUCUGGAUGGGAGUAGGUAACGCCUGCAACUACUACAACAAGACAUACGGAGAAUUCGUGAGAGUUUGGAUCAGCGGUGAAGAAACAUUUAUAAUUAGCAAAUCCUCAAGCGUAUUCCACGUAAUGAAACACUGGAAUUACGUUUCUCGAUUUGGGAGCAAGCUUGGAUUACAGUGCAUUGGCAUGUAUGAAAAUGGGAUUAUAUUUAAUAACAACCCAGCACACUGGAAGGAAAUCCGACCCUUCUUCACCAAAGCCCUGUCUGGUCCCGGUCUUGUGCGCAUGAUAGCCAUUUGUGUUGAAUCAACAAUUGUUCACCUGGACAAACUAGAAGAAGUGACCACUGAAGUAGGAAACGUCAAUGUGUUGAACCUCAUGAGACGGAUCAUGCUUGACACAUCUAACAAGCUCUUUUUAGGGGUCCCUUUGGAUGAAAGUGCCAUUGUUCUUAAGAUUCAGAACUACUUUGAUGCUUGGCAAGCUCUUCUAUUAAAGCCCGACAUAUUUUUUAAGAUUUCUUGGCUUUGCAAGAAGUAUGAAGAGGCAGCCAAAGAUUUGAAAGGAGCAAUGGAAAUCUUAAUAGAACAGAAACGACAAAAGCUUUCCUCUGUUGAAAAGUUGGAUGAGCACAUGGAUUUUGCAUCUCAGCUGAUUUUUGCACAGAACAGGGGAGAUCUGACCGCUGAGAACGUGAACCAGUGUGUGCUGGAGAUGAUGAUCGCUGCUCCUGACACUCUGUCUGUGACUCUCUUCUUUAUGCUAAUGCUGAUUGCAGAGCACCCCACAGUGGAGGAGAUGAUGAUGAGAGAGAUUGAAACUGUUAUGGGUGACAGAGAUGUACAGAGUGAUGACAUGCCAAACCUCAAAAUUGUGGAGAAUUUUAUUUAUGAGAGCAUGAGAUACCAGCCAGUUGUGGACUUAAUCAUGAGAAAAGCUUUGCAAGAUGAUGUAAUUGAUGGCUAUCCUGUGAAAAAGGGGACAAACAUUAUUCUUAACAUUGGACGUAUGCACAAGCUUGAAUUCUUCCCAAAACCGAAUGAGUUUUCUCUUGAAAACUUUGAGAAGAAUGUUCCAUCACGCUAUUUCCAGCCAUUUGGAUUUGGCCCCCGGGGCUGUGUAGGAAAGUUUAUUGCCAUGGUAAUGAUGAAAGCAAUUCUGGUGACUCUUCUGAGACGGUGCAGAGUGCAGACAAUGAAAGGAAGUGGACUUAACAACAUCCAGAAAAACAAUGACUUAUCCAUGCACCCAAUAGAAAGGCAGCCUCUGCUGGAGAUGGUUUUUACACCAAGAAGCCCAGACAAGAAUCACAGUGAUUAA